Coffea arabica (coffee) is the source of this 1428-nucleotide messenger RNA. RefSeq names its product 1-aminocyclopropane-1-carboxylate oxidase. The record is from RefSeq and is a predicted model, not a curated record. NCBI's taxonomy places the organism in Eukaryota, Viridiplantae, Streptophyta, Magnoliopsida, Gentianales, Rubiaceae.
AUCCCUCUAACCCCCUCUUCAAUUUACGCAUAACACAGUAGUUUAUUUCACAAACACACGCAUUCUCACACACUAAGAGAGUGAGACACAUCUGUAAACGAAGCAUAAGCACAAGCAAACACAAACUAGAAAGAGAGAUGGCUACAUUCCCCCUAAUCGACAUGGAGAAGCUUGACGGUGAAGAGAGGGCUGCCACUAUGGGAGUCAUAAAAGAUGCUUGUGAAAGCUGGGGCUUCUUUGAGGUGUUGAAUCAUGGGAUAUCUAAUGAGUUCAUGGACACAGUGGAGAGGCUAACAAAGGAGCAUUACAAGAAAUGUAUGGAACUAAAGUUCAAGGAAAUGGUGGAGAGCAAGGGACUGGAAGCUGUUCAGACUGAGAUCAAUGAUUUGGACUGGGAAAGUACCUUCUUCUUGCGCCAUCUUCCUGUUUCCAACAUCUCAGAAGUCCCUGAUCUUGAUGAUGAAUACAGAAAGGUUAUGAAGGAAUUUGCGUUGCAACUUGAGAAACUAGCAGAGCUCCUAUUGGACUUGCUAUGCGAGAACCUUGGCCUAGAGAAAGGCUAUCUGAAGAAAGCCUUCUAUGGCACCAAAGGACCAACCUUUGGCACCAAAGUCAGCAAUUACCCUCCAUGCCCUCGUCCAGAACUGAUCAAGGGCCUCCGGGCACACACCGAUGCCGGCGGCAUCAUCCUGCUGUUCCAGGAUGACAAGGUCAGCGGUCUCCAGCUCCUCAAGGAUGGUGAAUGGGUGGAUGUUCCGCCUAUGCGCCACUCCAUUGUAAUCAACAUCGGCGACCAACUUGAGGUAAUCACAAAUGGAAAAUACAAGAGUGUGAUGCACCGGGUGAUAGCUCAACCAGAUGGGAACAGAAUGUCACUAGCAUCAUUCUACAAUCCAGGAAGUGAUGCAGUGAUCUAUCCAGCACCGGCAUUGGUUGAGAAAGAGGCAGAGGACAAGCAGAUAUAUCCCAAGUUUGUGUUCGAGGACUACAUGAAGCUCUAUGCUGGCCUUAAGUUCCAAGCUAAAGAGCCCAGGUUUGAAGCCAUGAAGGCCGUGGAAAGCACCGUAAACUUGGGUCCAAUCGCAACUGUUUGAGAUCACGCUUUGAUCUGCUGCUGUCUUAUAAUGCGCGUUUGCGUAAUCAUAUCCUAGCAUAGUAAUAAUAUCUGAGAUCUGAGUCUGUAUUGUGGUGUGAGUUUGGUUUAGCCCCUUGUUAAUGCUUGGAUUGGACUAGUUAAAUGUGGAGCUGGUUUGUUAGAUAAGAUAGUCUUGCCAGGAUCUUUGAGUAAAUAUGAUUCUGCGGAAGUCUGCGGUGAAUGAUAACGUGUAAAGCAAUCCGAAAGUUACCUUUCUGGGGCUUUGUCAUAUGCAAUGGAGAAGGAAUCUUCCAAUACCAGCACUGCUAAGUGGAUACAAAAACUUUGAUCGA